CGCCCGAUGUCCAUGAGCGCGAACACCAUGAUCUUCAUGAUUCUGGGGGCGUCGAUCGUGAUGGCCAUCGCGUGCUUGAUGGACAUGAACGCACUGCUGGACCGUUUCCACAACUACAUCCUCCCGCACCUGCGGGGCGAGGACCGCGUCUGCCACUGCAACUGUGGCCGGCACCACAUCCACUACGUGAUCCCUUACGACGGGGACCAGUCGGUGGUGGACGCCUCCGAGAACUACUUCGUGACAGACAACGUCACCAAGCAGGAGAUCGACCUCAUGUUGGGGCUGCUGCUCGGCUUCUGCAUCAGCUGGUUCCUGGUGUGGAUGGACGGCGUCCUGCACUGCGCUGUGCGCGCCUGGAGGGCCGGCCGGCGCUACGACGGCUCGUGGACCUGGCUGCCCAAGCUUUGCAGCCUGCGGGAGCUGGGCCGGCGGCCGCACAGACCCUUCGAGGAGGCGGCCGGCAACAUGGUGCACGUGAAGCAGAAACUCUACCACAACGGCCACCCGAGCCCGCGGCACCUCUGAGCCGCGCGCAAGACUCGCGGGGCCUUCGGCCAACGCGCCCACGCACACGGGACUGGACGGCCGCCCCGGGCCAGGGCGCCCGCGGCCGCCGGGCGUGUCCAGCGGAAGGUGCUGUCUCCUCUUCUUUUUAUAAAGGGGGUCGGGGCGGGGCAGGCCGCCGG
Messenger RNA from Leptonychotes weddellii (Weddell seal), 689 nucleotides. RefSeq names its product transmembrane protein 240 (gene TMEM240). Lineage: Eukaryota; Metazoa; Chordata; Mammalia; Carnivora; Phocidae. The record is from RefSeq and is a predicted model, not a curated record. Gene Ontology annotation, cellular component: synaptic membrane.